Messenger RNA from Leucoraja erinaceus (little skate), 1549 nucleotides. RefSeq names its product reticulon 4 receptor-like 1b (gene rtn4rl1b). Gene Ontology annotation, molecular function: protein binding. Lineage: Eukaryota; Metazoa; Chordata; Chondrichthyes; Rajiformes; Rajidae. The transcript is spliced from 2 exons. Gene Ontology annotation, cellular component: plasma membrane. The record is from RefSeq and is a predicted model, not a curated record. The coding region runs from base 193 to 1527 and encodes 444 amino acids.
CCCCCCCAUCCCCCCCCCACCCCACACUCUUCCUCCCUCUCUCUUUUAUCCCAAGCACUCAGGAUGCGGAGAAGCUCGUUUAGGGUAUUUGUGCAACCGCCCAGGACUCGUUUCCCUCGCCCGGAUCGUUGCUAGUUCGAGGCGAUUAUUCCACAAAGCGCUAACUUUCCUUCGAGCGACACAGGGACGAAAAUGAGUAGGAAAGGGUGCAACCUGGAACUGUUCCUGGUGCUACUGGGGCUGGAGCUUCACGUCUCGCUCUCCUGCCCCCGCCACUGCGUCUGCUACCCGUCGCCGAUGACCGUCACCUGCCAAUCGCACGGGUUCACCACCAUCCCGGAAGGAAUACCGGCCAACAGCGAGAGGAUAUUCCUGCAGAACAACAGGAUCACGCUCCUGCUGAGGAACAACUUCAGCCCAUCCACGGUCACCCUAUGGUUGUACUCGAACAACAUCACCUUCAUCGACCCCGAGGCCUUCCAGGGCUUCGGCCUCUUGGAAGAGCUUGACCUCGGAGACAAUCGCUACCUGAGGUUCCUGGAUGCCGACACCUUCAGCGGCUUGGAGAAGCUGCACUCCUUGCACCUCUACCGCUGUGGCCUGACCUUCUUGCCCAAUGGGAUUUUCGAAGGACUCCACAACUUACAGUACCUUUAUCUCCAGGAUAACCACAUCGAGUAUCUUCAGGAUGACCUGUUCUUGGAGCUCGUGAACCUGACCCAGCUCUUCCUGCACGGGAAUAAGUUGUUGAGUUUGUCCCAGAACACCUUCAGAGGUCUGGUCAACCUCGACCGCCUCUUGCUCCACCAGAACAGGCUUCAUUGGGUUAACAAGCAGGCUUUCCAUGAUCUUCGGAGGCUGACCAUUUUGUAUUUGUUCAAUAACAGCCUGAGUUUACUGCCGGGGGAAUGCUUGGCGGAGCUUGGAUCGUUGCAGUAUCUCCGGCUGAACGGGAAUCCGUGGGAAUGUAGCUGCAAGGCUCGCUCUCUGUGGGAAUGGCUGCUGCGGUUCAGAGGGUCGAGCUCCAGCGUGGUCUGCGACUCGCCCAGGGAUGUACAGGGCAAGGACCUGAAGGUCCUCUCCGCCCAGCUCUUCAAGAACUGCACAGGCCACGACUCCCUCAACCAGAUCCGGACCAACCCCAAGCAGCACCCUCACCACUCGGGCAAGGACAGGCCGGGAGGGGGCCACCCCUCAAGGGGCAGCAACACCCUGGCCAAGGGGCAGAACGGUACCGGGCAGCGCGACGAUUCGGCCAAGAACUACCUGGGGGAGGGGGCGCCCAAGGAGCCGGCGGGGGAGCACGCAGACGGGGCGUGGGGCAACGACUACCUGCCCGACGCCAGCCAGAAGGAGCAGACCCACCGCCCCUACCCCACCCGGCACAAGUCGCGGAUUAAGUGCACCCGCCGCACCCGCUUGGAGCUCCCUCCCGGCAUCCAGCAGCCGUCGGGGAGGGCACUGAGGCCAACCUCCGCCCCCGGCUGGCUCACCCUCCUCCUGGCUCUGGUCCUCGUCGUCCGCUGAGACCCCGACCCCCCCCCCCCCC